Molecule: messenger RNA, 1713 nt
Organism: Myodes glareolus (Bank vole)
Lineage: Eukaryota; Metazoa; Chordata; Mammalia; Rodentia; Cricetidae
Product: orphan sodium- and chloride-dependent neurotransmitter transporter NTT5
Biological process (GO): sodium ion transmembrane transport; amino acid transport; nitrogen compound transport
Cellular component (GO): plasma membrane
Source: RefSeq, a predicted model, not a curated record
CCUAAGUGCCCCGCGUCGUUCUUGCUGGCGAGAAGGUAGCGCGGGACAUGUGACAACCUCGGAGGAGAUGGGAUACAUGAGCAGGGAAGAGAGUGACGUCCUCCUUCCCCGUCAGCUCUGGCCCAGCAAGCUUAAGUACAUCCUGGCCAUGAUGUACCUGAUGAUGCUGGCUAGUCUCUGGCACUUUGUCUUACAGUGGCUUCACAGAGGAGGCUGCAGCUUCCUUAUAAUGUACAUCUUAAUGUUGUUCUGGGUUGGAAUUUCUCUCUUCCUGAAGAUGGCCGUUGGCUAGAGGGCACAGCAUGGCAGCAUUGACCUGUGAAAGACCCUGGGUCCCUGGUUUGGUGGACUGGGAUACAGCAUUUUCUUGGUGUGCUUCAUCACCAACACCUACAUGAAUCUGUUUAACUCCUGGGUCCUCUUCUACAUGAGCCGCAUAUUCUCCUUGGCUGCUCUACGGCAGCCCUGUCCCUUAUGAAGGAACUCCAGUGGCUUUGAUCCUGAAUGUGAGCAGGCAACACCCUACACGUACCUUUGGUGCCGGCAGACCCUGAAAGUGAGGAUGGAGGGGCCUCUAGCCUUCAACCUGGGCAUAGCCCUCUCUCUGGCUUGGUGUCUCGUUUGUGUUUUCAUGAUCAGUGGGGCCAAGUCCUUUGAGAAGUCUCUGCUGACAUACUGCACUCUGCACAGAUUCCACACCACACUUCCCUAUUUCGUCAUCCUCUGCUGCGUCUUCCGGACUCUGCCCUCGGAGGGCACAGACGAUGGGCUUAAAUACCCGCUAGUUCUCAAGGUGGCAAGCAUUUACGACCCAACCGUGUGGUCCCAAGCAGACCUAGGCUUCGGGCCCAUCGUCUACUUGUCCUCACAUAUGCCUGACUUCAACAACUGUCUGGGGGACGCCUUCCUUAUGGCCCUGAUCAAGACGCUCACCUUGCUGUUCGUAUGCUCGAUCCUGGGCUUCUGGGCCACCAUAACCACACAUCGCUGCUGCAAGAAGAACACAGAGACAGUUAUGAUGCUGGUAGCCCAGGGGAUCCUGCCUCCUGAGGUGCAGCCCCCUGACCUGACGAACAACCCGACCUCCACCUACAAUUCCUGGCUCAACAGCCUCCUGCCACCCGUGAGGAGCGCCGUCCUCAGCAAGGUGCCCAAAUGCAACAUCCAGAAGCAUUUUCUGAAGGUCAAGGAGAGCCCCGGCUUUGUGUUCCUGACCUUCGCUGAGGUCAUCUCUCUGCUCCCCGGGUCGUCCUUCUGAACUGUGCUCUUUUUCCUGCUGCUGAGUCUGAGUUUGUGUGCCAUGGUGACGUCCAUGCUGGGCAUCAUCAUCAUCCCACUCCAGGACACCUUCUUCUUCAGGAGACAGCCAAGGACUCUCACAGUGGGUGCUUCCGUGGUGAUGUUCCUGUGCGGCCUCGUCUUCAUCCAACCUUCAGGCAUCUAUUACUUUUGACUACUGAGUGAAUACUGGGUCGCCCUGCCCAUCAUCAGCAUCAUCAUGUGUGAAAACCUUGCUAUAGCCUGGGCUUACAAGGCCAAGAGGUGAAGGCCCGUGCCAGGCCCCCGGAGCAUGGAUCUUUUGGGAGGGUUGACAGCUUUCCUGUUGUGUCUAAUGUCAAGCCAGAGUGUCACAAGAGCCCUUAACGUCAAGGCCUCUGAGAAAUGUUGGUUUCAUGUGCUUCAGGGACACUGCAUAAAGUCAGGUUAGCACUG